Durusdinium trenchii is the source of this 993-nucleotide messenger RNA. NCBI's taxonomy places the organism in Eukaryota, Dinophyceae, Suessiales, Symbiodiniaceae. The record is from the annotation of a GenBank genome assembly.
CGGGGCUCAAACGGGGGACGGGCAUGGGGCAUGGAUUCCUCCGCCGGGCUCCGCCCUGCGUGGGCAUUGUGGGGCUUGAAAUGGGCAUUCCGAUGCCCGUUUUUCUGCAAGUUGGCCGCAGAACACCCACGUCGAAACCAAUAGGAAUUGGCCAGUUGGAUGUCGAAACCAUCGGAUUCUCAAAUCCGAAUCUCAAACAUCACACCCCAAAAGAUGAAUUACACGAGCUUGCCGCAACAUGGGCUGUGGUUUUGCGCUUGCUGCUCAAUCGCUGCGAGGUGCCCAAGCCAAUUGUUAGCCUAGAGAUCACAUUCUCUCCGUGUGUGUGAGAGCUAGAGGCAGUUGCAGCCACUUCUUCCAGCGCAUCGGUGUCAUGGCGCUGGAAGCUGCAGCGAGCGCCGCCGUUGCUGGAGGCACGGCUUUAGUGAGGGCAUUUACGCAUGAGCGCCGAUGCCUGGUGAAGGUGAACGUCCCAUCCAGCAUCACAUCAUGGACAGAAGAGGACCGCUAUGAGAGUACGGGCAAUCUCAGUUGGGGCUACACUCCGGGGGAAGUGGAGGUGGAGUUCUUCAAUGACGGUUCUUUCAGUGGUGCCGUCAAAUUGAAGUCCGACACGGGUGAGUACCUCAUCAUCGCGUCUUCCAACCCUCACUUCGGUGGCAACAAGACGCGUGCCUACUUCGGGGACGGGUCCAGGAAGACUUAUGAUGUGUGGGAUGACAUGGGCUCGUGGGGAGAGGUGGAUACAGUGGAUGGCGUGGUGAAUGAACGGGUGCGCAAGGGAAACGAGAGGGAGCGGUACGACAAUCCCGGCUUCUUCCACUACAUUUGCGGCUGAGCAGUGGCAGUUCGCUCAGCGAACUCAGAAGAUGGGUCCAUAAUGGUCCACAUCACUUUUUGAAAACAGAAUGCCCAUGACAGCCCUCUGGCCGUCCCGCCACCAGCCCACUUUCUUUGUGAAAGACUCGUGAGGCUGCGCAAGCUCUGCCAGUG